Molecule: messenger RNA, 1377 nt
Organism: Rhopalosiphum padi (bird cherry-oat aphid)
Lineage: Eukaryota; Metazoa; Arthropoda; Insecta; Hemiptera; Aphididae
Product: protein ABHD11-like
Exons: 4
Coding region: 248-1156 (302 amino acids)
Cellular component (GO): mitochondrion
Molecular function (GO): catalytic activity
Source: RefSeq, a predicted model, not a curated record
UACCUAAUUAUCUUUGAUCCGAACAGCAGUUUUUCACGCGUUCGAACGAUUAUUAUUUUAUUAAUAAUUACUAUAGUAGGUAGUUUACAAAACAUUACAUCAUCUCAUUCAUUUCAUUUCAAUAUUUCGAAUUGGACGAACUGGUACGUCGUCGAAUUUCUGGUUGGAAUUCCUGUGCAUCACGCACUAUCCACCAAUAGUCGACUGUACGACACCGUUUUUACGCCUAAGUCUUUCUGUUGUCACUAUGAUCAAGUCGAAGGCAUUGCUGUCCAGGACGUGCUUGUUUAAAGAGAGCCGAACGGCUUCGGAAUGUCGCCGGUCGUUGAGCACCAAAUUGGAACCCAUCAAAAUGUCGUUUACAUCGUACGAGUCGGCUGCAGAUGGUGGACAAAAACCGCCGAUCAUCAUCAUGCAUGGUCUGUUUGGCUGCAAGUCCAAUUGGAAUAGUUUGUCCAAAACCCUCCACAAUAUGACCCGCAGAAAAGUAAUCACUGUUGAUGCAAGAAAUCAUGGUGACUCACCUCAUACUUUAGAGCAAUCGUAUCAACUUAUGGCUGAAGACGUAAAAUUUUUAAUGGAAGAUUUAGGUGUAAAAAAAGCUUCAUUAAUUGGUCACAGCAUGGGUGGUAGAACAAUGAUGUACUUAGCAGUCAUCUAUCCUGAACUUGUGGAAUCCUUAAUACCAGUUGAUAUAUCACCAAUCAACAGCAAAGAAGUGAGUGAUAUCCAAAGUGUUAUAGAUGUUUUAAGAGGUGUUAAUUUAGAUAUUAAUGGACCUAUAUCUAAAGUUCGAAAAUUGGCAGAUGAACAUAUGAAAAGUUCUAUAGAGAGUCCAAUACUUCGACAGUUCCUCCUAACCAAUCUUAUUGAAGUGAACAAAAAAUAUAAAUGGCGAAUAAAUUUAGAAUCCAUCAAUGUGAAUUUUAAAAACAAUAUUGCUGUGUUUCCGCCUGUGCAAUCAACAUUUGAUGGUCAAACAUAUUUCAUUGGAGGCGGAGAUUCAGUUUUCUUGAAGCCGUCAGAUCACGAGGCCAUUAAACAGAUAUUCCCUUCAGCUAAAUUUGAAUAUAUAGCUGGUGCUGGUCAUUGGUUACAUGCUGAAAAACCACACGAGUUUUUGAAAUUAGUUUCACAAUUUUUAGCUACUGUAUAGACAUAUAAUUUUAAUAUUGUAACAUGUUGAAUAGAUUUUGUAUUCAAAUUAAAACUUGCAAAUGUUACCUAAUUAUGGUAGGUAUAACAUGCUCUGUAAAAAAAUAGAAUUGUUUGUUCAUUCAAACUUUUAAGUCUGAAAAAUUAUUAACUUUAUAGUAAAAUUUGUUAUUUAAGAAUUUCAAUUAUAUUUUCCUUUGAUAAAUAUUAUUGUUAUGAUUA